GCCCAUGUGGCACCGAGGUGAUGGGUUUCCACCAUUUCAUCAAAUUAGGGGCUUCCAUGGUUUGGUUGUUAAAAUCAAGGAAGAAAGAGGAUAAGAAGAUACUUUUCUUGUUCCAUUGUCGGCUCGCUGGAAAGAAGUGAGGGGUCUGUGUUACGUUCUGUGAUUAGGUUUGCAGAGAUGAGAAAAGAAGAAAAGAAAGACAGAUUUGAGCUCUCUUCUUAGAUUGGGUCUUUGAGUGGGUUGGGUGAAUCGGUUGGGUUUAAUUUAUUUGACUAACUGAUUUUUUAUUAAUUUUUGGGUGAUGUGGUUUGCUCACUUGACUGAAUUAACAGAUUUUUGUAUGAAAAUGUAGGAAAUGAUCGUUUUGUUAUUCGUCCAAACGUAUUUUACUGAAACGUGCAAAAUUGACUUUAGUGACCGUUUUGUACUAAGUGAUAAGUUAUAUGACCAUUUAUGAUAACUACCCAUGUUUUUAUCGUUAGUGUAUCUCGAAUCUCGAUACAUUUUAUUUGGGUAAAUUGCAAAUUUGGUCACUAAAAGUUCGUUUGGUAUUUGGGAUUGUGGCAAUUGAUGUCUUUAAUGAAUGCACGCAUUAUUAAUGUAUGUAUGUAUUGUUUAAAUAGAUGCAUUUUGAUAUUACAAAGUUUGGUUGUUGUGAUUGUGGUUUUAUAAAUUUAAGAGUGUCGUUUGGUUUAGGUGAUAGUUAAAUUGAUGUAUUGUCAUCAAUGCAUACAUAAUAACAUACAUGUAUAUAAGAAAAUUGGUGUAUAUUAGUUUACAUCAUUUAGUUUCUAUGAUAGUUAUUAUAAUAUUAACAUAAGUUAUAUUAUUUUUUGUUGAAAUGUCACUUUUAUCUUUUGUUUUUUUUAAUAUAAAAAAGAAACACAGGUAAAAAGGUAGUAACAUAGUAUUGGAACUUGGAAGGGAAAAAAUCAAACAAUCUCUCUAAAAAACUUGAGAUUUGACUAUAACCGAUUUUUGUCACAUCAACCAAACAAUACAUGUAUUAUUUGUGCAUAUAUUUAAAAAAAAAAUGAUGCAUUGUAACUAUCUCAACAAAACUAUCACCAAAACCAAACAAAUCCAAAGUAACUUUUUGAGAAAAGUCAUGUUUGCCCAUAUCUUGAGUUGAUGUUAAUUUGAGGUAUAUUAUGGAAAUAUAAAAAAAGGGUAAGGAUAUAGAUGGAAAGGGGGAAAACCACACUAUCAAACUAACAAUAUUAACAACCUCACUUUUUUGUUGAGAUUCAAAAUGAAUGAUUUUAUAUGUCAAAUAAAAAAAUAAUGCAUGCAUUGUGCAUCAUUUCAGAACAAAAUUUAAAACGACCCUAAGAUUACUAAAUUGCUUUAUGUUUGUCACUUAAAAAUAUUUAUUCUAUUUGUGGUCACUGAAAUAGUAAAAUUAGUUCAAUAGUUCAAGUUUGAUUACUGACCAUUACCUUUCAUCAGUCUCCUUUAAUUACGUCAACUUUUUUUUAGCGUGGCUAACAAAAAUGCCUAAUCACCCGAAAAAAUUAAAUCCCGAUCUGCCACUUUCAUAAAACCCCUCCUCACAACCCCUACCCUUACUUCAAUUGCACACAAACAUGUUUCUGAGUCUGGCCCAGAUAUCCAUCAUUUUGAGGAUCACGAUGCCACGUUGGAUUAAUAGUAGUGGUUCUCCGCAACCCUUUCCGAUAAAUAAUAAAAACAUAUCAACCAAACGUAAGAAAAAGUAAACCAUUUUUCACUUUUCCUUUUUCUCGCAAAAAAUUGUCGAAAGAGCUAUCUCUCUUCAUUCACAAACACCCUAUGAAGCGCCAGGAAAGCCGACCCAAGAUCGAGCCUGCGGAUUUGGAAGCAGCUGCAGUUCUGGAUCCACAAUUGAAUGACGUCGCAGAUGUAUGGCUGAAACUGGAGACCAUGGAGAACGCCAAGAAAUACUUGCAGGAAGGAAUCGAUCGGUUGAGGGACGAGAUCGCGCGGGCCAAGUUUGGAGGCACCAUGAAGGCAUUUGAUGAAGCGACAGAUUUGAUGGAGGAAAAUAAAAAACCUGAAGCAGGUCUGGAAUCCAACUGCAGUAGUCACUACAGAGACCUGGUGGAGGUUGUUGAAGGGAGGAAAAGAAAGGUUCAAGAGGUCGAGGAGGCGCUCCAGAAACUGAAGGCCGAACCAAUGGAGUGUAGUAAGCGGGCCAUAUUGGAUUCGUUCCCGUUUCUCUUGCCAGCGGCGUUGCUGUUUACUAUGUUUGCGCUUUCUUCUAUCUACAAAAGGGUUUGUCCGCCGUUAGCUAGCAAACUGGAUGGUUUGUUUUGAUCAGUCGCCUCCAGAUAUCUUCUAGGGUGAAUUCAUCGAUCUUGUUUUAUUAAUGGUUUCAUUUGAUCCAAAUCUACUCUUUUUUAUAUAUGUAUAUCAUCCAUCUUGAUUGAUUUGAACAAUUCAAACUCUAACUUCGGUAAUUAGGAUAUAUAUCAUUGAAAAUUUUCAUGGGCGGAGCAAGGAUUUGAGUCUCGGUGGCCGGAGUUAUUUAGUAUUUCAUCUCAAAAAAAUCGCUUAUCCUGUCGAUUUUUGGGAAAUGAGCAUCUCACAAUCGUUGCUAGCUUUUACUCAGCCCAUUGGCCGAUUAAUUUGCUUUAUAAAACUUUCAUCUUGUCAUCAUUGUGCUUUCUGGUUUUUUGCCAAGCCAUGAUAAAAUCUAAAGAAAUCAAGAAUGAGCAACACGAUUUGGGAUAGGAACCACCGUUCUUGUAUCCCUAAAAAAUGGUGGUAAACAGAGACUCACCUGCCAAACUAGUUUGGAUUGAGAUUUUUAUCGGGUAUCAGAGAACCAUGUGAUUAUAAAUUAGGCUUGAUCAGAACGGGCCAAAAAUUGAAAUUCAGCCUAUUUGACUGACCCAUGCCAAGCUCUAAUUAUUAUUUACUUUUAAACUUUCUAUUUGAAAAUAAAAAAUAAUGAAAGAAAAGAGAUGACUGCAAUUUGCCAUUUGCACAUCACUGAUUCAGGAAUAAAACUAUAGAAUUUCGAAAGGAAACUGAAAAUGUUUAGGAUCGUUUUAAUGUUAAAAAUAACCAAAUAGAUCUUUCUGUCUAGUUCUUUUACUAACAAAUACCAAAUGAUUCCCUAUAAUAUACACUAUAAUUUAAUCAUUAUGAUAUCAAAUAAUUACAUAAUAUAUAUUUGAAAUGAUAAAAAUUGGACUAAUUGGGUUGGUCGAAGUUGAACAAUUGAAUAAUUUUAAAAUACAUUAUAUUUUAACCACUAAGAUAUAAAAUAAUAGCAUAAUAUAUAUUAUGCUAGAGAAAAUAGGUUGUUUUAGAAUGGCAAACCUAUUAUGUUCAUUUGUUUUACUUGAUGGGCAAAUCCCGUGUAAGUCAGACCCAUUCAACUCUUUUAUUUUAUGAUUAGCGGUUAGCCCAUUAGAAUCCAUGCAUUAGUUUAUUAUUAAAUUUUUUUCUUUUUAGCAAUAAAAAGGAGUAUUGUUU
Molecule: messenger RNA, 3462 nt
Organism: Linum trigynum
Lineage: Eukaryota; Viridiplantae; Streptophyta; Magnoliopsida; Malpighiales; Linaceae
Source: the annotation of a GenBank genome assembly